AUGAUGGAUGGAAUUGAUGACAGUCCUGAUCUCUUGGCGGAGGAUCAGGAUAAUAAAGUGCGGUCAGACACUGUUGACCUAACUGACACGUCUUUGCUGGUGGACAUAUCAGAUGCACUCAGUGAGCGAGAAAAGGUCAAGUUCACUGUCCACACGAAGACAACCUUGCAGCACUUCAAAAAUUCUGAAAUGUCGGUGGUUCGGCAACAUGAGGAAUUUAUUUGGCUUCACGAUCGUUUUGUAGAGAAUGAGGAAUAUGCUGGUAUUAUUAUUCCACCUGCCCCUCCCAAGCCAGAUUUUGAUGCAUCUAGAGAGAAGUUACAGAGACUUGGAGAAGGUGAAGGAACAAUGACUAAAGAAGAGUUUACCAAAAUGAAACAGGAACUGGAAGCGGAGUAUCUUGCCACCUUUAAGAAAACUGUGGCCAUGCAUGAGGUUUUUCUUCAAAGACUUGCUUCACACUCAGUGCUCAGGCAUGACGUCAACUUUGAAGUCUUCCUUGAAUACGCUGGUGAUUUGAGUGUUCGAGGAAAAAACAAAAAGGAGAAACUUGGUGGCUUUUUCAAGAGCAUAACAAAGUCAGCUGAUGAAGUUAUUAUUUCAGGCCAGAAGGAUGUUGAUGAAUUCUUUGAAUCAGAAAGGGUGUUCCUUGUUGAGUAUCAUAAUAAAAUAAAAGAUGCUACAGCAAAAGCUGACAGGAUGACCAAAGUGCACAAAAGUGUUGCAGAUUCUUAUAUUCAGAUUUCAACUGGCCUGGUACAGUUAGCUACCAUUGAAAACACAGAACUUGAUAGAGUUUUUAGCAGAGUUGCUGAAGCUCUAGAAAAGGCUAGGAAAUUGGAGGGAAGAGUUGCCACAGAUGAAGAUUUGAAAUUGAGUGAUACACUGAGGUACUACAUGAGGGACUCCGUGGCAGCCAAGGACUUGCUGUACAGAAGAAUGAGAUCACUCGUAGACUAUGAAAAUGCUAACAAGGCCUUAGAGAAAGCAAGAACCAAGAACAAGGAUGUUGCACUGGCUGAGAAAGCACAAGAACAAAGCUGCAAAAAGUUUGAAAAGAUUUCCGAAGUAGCGAAAAAAGAAAUUCUGGAAUUCAAGACUCGAAGGAUAGCAUACUUUAGGAAACAUUUAGUAGAACUUGUGGAGUUGGAAACUAAGCAUGCAAAAGCUCAAGUCCAGUUACUUCAGAACUGCAUCAAUGCCUUGCAAGCAAAAGAAGAAUGA
This is a messenger RNA of Candidula unifasciata, 1224 nucleotides long. Lineage: Eukaryota; Metazoa; Mollusca; Gastropoda; Stylommatophora; Geomitridae. The record is from the annotation of a GenBank genome assembly.